Cuscuta epithymum is the source of this 484-nucleotide messenger RNA. Lineage: Eukaryota; Viridiplantae; Streptophyta; Magnoliopsida; Solanales; Convolvulaceae. The record is from the annotation of a GenBank genome assembly.
GACUGUUCCCGCCCCUCCUCCGGAUCAGAUGGAAGAUGGGCCCUGGCCCCGGGAGAACAUCCAGUUCUCCAUCAAGAAAGGGACUGCCAUCACGCAUGGCACCCUGGACCCGAUGGAGUUCCUGAACGGGGCUACUCCUUCACUGGAUAGGUCGACCCUCGGCCGGCAUGACGACGUUGCCCUGGACGCCAAACUUCUCCAGGCCUCGGUGACUGCCAGUGUAGCCCUCGAAGAACAUAUCCGAAGGGUGGAACAGUUGCGCCUUCAGAAGGCGGAGUCCGACGAGGCUUUGAGGAAGCUCGUUGUGACUAACACCGAGGCCAUCCGGAAGAUGGUGACCUUGGAGGAGACCCUCCGAAAGAUGGAGCAGAAGUUGGAGGAUGCCCGGAGGGAGGGUAAAGCUGAGGGUAAGGCGGAGGCAGAGGAGCUCGCCACCGCUGCUGCUAAGGCCGCUGCUGAUAUGGCCGAGGAGGCGAGGAAAGAG